This is a messenger RNA of Eleginops maclovinus (Patagonian blennie), 3951 nucleotides long. RefSeq names its product chromobox homolog 7b (gene cbx7b). Bases 191 to 967 code for a protein of 258 amino acids. The record is from RefSeq and is a predicted model, not a curated record. Gene Ontology annotation, cellular component: PRC1 complex. The transcript has 6 exons. Gene Ontology annotation, biological process: negative regulation of transcription by RNA polymerase II. Lineage: Eukaryota; Metazoa; Chordata; Actinopteri; Perciformes; Eleginopidae.
UGUGUCGCAGAUUUUGUAAAGUCACUGCUCAGAUACAUCCAGCUGGAGGAGGGGUCUGCAGGUUAACCGACCCGAAAAUAACGCGUCGUUGACGGGGAGGACACAGCCGAAGCACGGCUAACAUCUCCCGGUUUGCUCGGUUUGUAAACACAGGGGGGUUUUACUUUGACAGGUGAAAACGUGCGCACACAUGGAGCUGUCAGCUAUAGGAGAGCAGGUGUUUGCUGUGGAGUGCAUCCUGAAGAAGAGAGUUAAGAAGGGGAAUGUGGAGUAUCUGUUAAAGUGGAAAGGAUGGCCUCCAAAAUACAGCACAUGGGAACCAGAGGAACAUAUUCUGGAUCAGCGCUUGGUGAAGGCCUACGAAGAGAAAGAGCAGAAAGAGAAACAAUUGGGACAGAGGAGAAAAGGACCCAAACCCAAAAGACUCAUUCUGCAGGACACGGUUUACACCAUGGAUCUGCGCAGCGCUCACAAGCCUCCGGAUGAUCCUCCUCUUCCUCGUCUUCGUCUCUCCCUGACCCGCUCCCUGCUGCCGGAGGAAGAGGAGCAGUCGUUCGCUUCCUGCAGGAGGAGCAGAGAGACACAGGUGCAGCAUCCAGGAAGCAAAACCUGGAGGUCAAAGUUCACAUGUCUUCACUCCAACCCUCCGAGUCCCACAGCCGAGGACUGGGAGGGCCGGGGGGAGGAAGAGGAGGAGGAUGAGGAGGAUGAGGAGGAGACAGAGAAGAGCACUUUAGAUGGAAAGGAGAGGAUGAACUCUAUCGGACCGGAGGAGGAGGAGGAGGAAGAGGAAGAGGAGGAAGAAGAAGAGGAAGAGGAGAAGGAUCUGGACGAUGUCUGGAGGCCUGUCGUGGCUCCAGGGGAGGUGACGGUCACAGACGUCUCCCUGAACUCCCUCACCGUCACCUUCAGAGAGUCCACAGUCGCCCGAGGCUUCUUCAGAGAACCAGAGACUCUAAGGAUCUGAUAUGUGAGGGGGGGGGGGAGAAGGUUAAUGGACAGUGUUGUUGUUUUUAUUCCCUGUCAAUUACCCUCCUUACUCCUGCUACUUCCAGCCUGGUCAGGUUACAUGCACAGUCACCUGAACAUGAGCCGAACUCCAGGUUAACGUUACAUUUAGUUUGAGUUGUUUUGAGUUAAACGUAGGUAUUAGCCGUGGUGGUCCCCACUGUAUUUACCUUGGCAUAGUUGAAUAAGGAGAGUUCGGUACAUUGAGCUGACAUACCGUGAACCUCAAACACCAUUGUUUCCUCCUUCACGUGCAAAUCAUGAAUAUGCAUAUCACAGCGGAGAAACGGCGAAUUACAACAAUCCCUGUGUGUGACGUCACACACGGUAGUCCAGCCCCAACAUUAGCAUACACCAGCUGCUGGAAACACUAAUGCUAACACUUACCACUCCGUAACGUUGCUCUCCAAUCUCACACCAACUGGCUGUUCUUCAAAUCAUCGGUUUCCUCCUCUGAUAAAGGCUCACACAUGUAAGGCUGGAUGCCAAUAGCCUCCAUGGUUCAUCUCUCACAGUUUCGAGAACUUCCCUUACUUCUGUGGGCUCUGAGGCAGCCAUGGAUUGCUCCUUGUAAACCAGCCAAUCAGAGCAGAGCUCGUCAUCAUUAUUUAAAUGAGCCCCAAAUAAGGCAACUCAGCUUGUUUCAUUCUAGGAUCAAAUCAUAGGGUUGGAAAUGGGCCUGUAAAACUGCAUCUGGACAUUUUUUGGAUCAACCAAAAUGAUAUACCUUCUUUGUAGACAUCAGAGAACAAUGUAGAAUACCAGAUAGUUGCUUUCUAUGGAACCUUUAAACUAGAUACAAGUCGAAGCGCCACAGUGUAGAAAUACCAAGUAAAAGCUUUCAAAAUGUUCUAAUCUCCUUUUCCUGCUUUUAUUUUGAAAGGUUACUAUUCUUUUCUCCAUUCAUGCUUUUAUUAUGAAAGGUUGCUGUUCUUAUCUCACUCAUGCUUUUAUUUUGAAAGGUUGCUGUUCUUAUCUCCACUCAUGCUUUUAUUUUGAAAGGUGACUGUUCUUAUCUCCAUUCAUGCUUUUAUUUUGAAAGGCUACUGUUCUUGUCUCCACUCAUGCUUUUAUUUUGAAAGGUUGCUAUUCUUAUCUCCACUCAUGCUUUUAUUUUGAAAGGUUGCUGUUCUUAUCUCCACUCAUGCUUUUAUUUUGAAAGGUGAUUGUUCUUAUCUCCAUUCAUGCUUUUAUUUUGAAAGGUUGCUGGUCUUAUCUCCACUCAUGCUUUUAUUUUGAAAGGUUGCUGGUCUUAUCUCCACUCAUGCUUUUAUUUUGAAAGGUGAUUGUUCUUAUCUCCAUUCAUGCUUUUAUUUUGAAAGGCUUGCUGUUCUUGUCUCCACUCAUGCUUUUAUUUUGAAAGGUUGCUGGUCUUAUCUCCACUCAUACUUUUAUUUUGAAAGGUUACUUUUCUUAUCUCCACUCAUGCUUUUAUUUUGAAAGGUUGCUGUUCUUGUCUCCACUCAUGCUUUUAUUUUGAAAGGUUACUAGUCUUGUCUCCACUCAUGCUUUUAUUUUGAAAGGUUGCUGUUCUUGUCUCCUUUCAUGCUGUUCUUGUGUAGGCUGGGCUCUCAGGAGUAUACCAGGUCAGAUUGAGCAGAUUUAAUCAGCGUUCAUUUGAUCUUUUUUACCAAAGUCCUAAAGAGAUUUGCUACAGAUAUUGAGAACAGUAGAGGUUUAAGAGUGUAGCAUUAACAAGAGAUAAAAUAGUACAGGUCGAGCUCUCUGUGCAUGCAAACAUGGCUCCUGUUUGUCUCUUUUCCACUAACACUCAUAGUGCUGCUCCUGUGAACCCAGAAACUGUUACUCCUGUUCGACACGUGGCUUCGUGUUGUUUCCAAAUCCUCGUGUGAGAUUCAAAGCACCUGCAUGUCGUUUCUCCUGAAGUGCUGUUAGAUCAAUGCAAACACACGCUGUAGUUUCCUCCGUUUCCUCCUCCUCUUCCUCUCAAAACACACCCGUGACGACUGAGUAUUGAACCAAAUGAAGAUACUGAAUAGUAGAAGCACUUGAUACUACGUGUUUGAGAGGCUACGUGUCAAAUGUAUUUAUUUAUGAGGCUGUAAUACCGAGCUGGUAUUGAAAAAAUCACGUGAACUGAGAGAUGUGUUUCCCCACAGCUGUUCAAUAGUACCGCAGCUAAUUGAGCUAAUCUGUUGCCUCCCGCACGGGGAUAGAAAGUGCCUGAUGUUGCUGAGUUGUGUUGUAGUUUUAGGGCUAAUGUCUCUCUAUCUUGUACACACACACACACACACACACACACACACACACACACACACACACACACACACACACACACACACACACACACACACACACACACACACACACACACACACACACUUUCCUGCUGUUAUUACUUGAACUAUGAGGAAAAAAGAGAGGACGACCGAGGGGACUAAUGUCUUUCUUAUUUUUCUACAUUGACCUGAAUGUAUUCUGUGUUUUUGUCGCGCAGGUGACUGAAACAGAACCGUUUUUAUAACGUUUGUGAUAAACUGCGAUUGCUAUGACAGAGAGAACGAGCAGCUGGUUUGACGCCGCCUGAUGUUGUUCUGCUUCCUGAAUAUUUGCACUUUAUUGUGAUGAACCUGCACAUGACCUGCUCCAGGUGUCCCUGUGUGGGAUACUUCUGUGGUGAUACUACAAAAAAUGUUACUCGUGUUUCCUAUGGUUUGAAUCCCUUGUUUAAUUGCUUGCUGGCCUACUAAAUACAUGUUGGAAUUAAUAAUAAAGUGAGUUGUCACAAGGCUUGGUGGAAUACUCGAUUCUGAUUGGUCAAUUCGGACAUUUCAGAGGUCAAUAUGACAGUAGUACAGACCUCUCAGGGACAGCUUAGUAUUUGAAUGUGUACUGAAUGUGUUUUUCUUUCCCAUUGUCUUCUGGAUAACAAGUUAUUUGUCAUUUAAUUGAAAUUACAAAAUAAAAAAAUUCUCAAGAACA